Messenger RNA from Anoplophora glabripennis (Asian longhorned beetle), 1430 nucleotides. RefSeq names its product general transcription factor IIH subunit 1-like. The record is from RefSeq and is a predicted model, not a curated record. The coding region runs from base 119 to 286 and encodes 55 amino acids. The transcript has 2 exons. NCBI's taxonomy places the organism in Eukaryota, Metazoa, Arthropoda, Insecta, Coleoptera, Cerambycidae.
UCCUCCGGAUAUAGAAAAGGAAGUUAGAAACCUAUAUUUGGCUCUCUGUGAAUUGCUCAAUCAUUUUUGGAGAUGUUUCCCACCUACAAAUUCCAACGCAGAAACUAAGUUAGUAAAAAUGCAUGAGGCUUUGAACAGGUUCCAUACAGCUAAAUUAAAACCUUUCGAGGAUAAAUUAAUUAGGGAACUUUCCCCUCUGUCGCACCACUUAACGAAACACUUAAACCAGCUGCUGAAUGCAGCGUACCAGAAGUUUAACAACUGGCAGAAAAUCAAAGGACGGUAAUUAAAACAGUUUACGAGAUAUUUAUAAUUACGAUUAUAGCAAUACGAGUACCUUUGUGGGUAUUUACUAAUAAUAAGAAAAUGAUUUACUUAUAAGAAAACUGAUGUAAUAAAAGACACUUUUCUGUUGUGGCCCGACGUGGGUCAUUACUUAAUUUUUUCGCCUUGUCUAUCAUACAAACUUAGUACAGAUCUUUGAUAUUUUAUACCAAAUAUUCAAGAUAUUAAACGAUAAACUGUAUUACUACCUUUAGUUAUCUUCAUUACUGAUUAUUUAUUUUUUUGUAAAAAUGUAUGGUACUAAUUUUAAUUUUUAUUACUUUUUUUUGUUAAUUAAAUUUUUGUGUUCGACGUUUAUGUUAAUCGGUUACAAAAUAUUUCAUUUCAACAAAGAUAGUUUUGCAAAUACAUAUAUAAAAACCCAAAAGCAAUAAACAUAAUUUUGGGUAUUGUUAGUAGUAUGAAGAUUAUAUUAGAAAUGGAAUUUUAGGAAAAAAUGUACAUUGCAGCCCUUUUGGCUUUUACACAAAGAUGCUAUCAAACUGGAAAAUUAUAUAAUUUUGAUAUAUUUGUCACAAUUAUCACUCAACAUGCUUAUUUUGCUUACAUUUAUACGUUUUUAAAAUUUGUUCUACGCAGUUGUCAGCUCAAUAUAAAAAAACAAAUUUGCGAUUCACUAAUAUCACAUUUUUUGUGGAACAGUACUUGUAUCUAUAAUUUUUUCCAAAUGCCAUUCUCCAUUCGUACUCUUAAAUACAGGGCGAUUCACAUAAAAUUCCUUGGUCUUGUAACUUGACAACGGAAAGAGAUAUUUUCAUUCCAUAGCUAGUUGAUUGAGUUAUAUUUAAUAUAUUUUUCAAAAGUAUCUCACGGGGUGUCCCGAUUUUACUGAUACAGAUCCUAAAGUUCUUCGUUUUUGAGAUAGACGGUGUUAAAGUUUCCUGGAUGCAAAGGCAGUUUAAAUUCGACUAGUUUGGGAUUGCUACCAUGAACAAAGAUAAUAUUUGUACAUUAUGAAAUUCGAAUAUUUUCAACUUGGUCGUGAAAUAUCUCGGAAACUAUUGAAUUUUCGACACAUGUCUAUAGGAAAUAGUUUAAAUAGUGAAAAUCGAUAUACUUAAGAGGGCUCUAUAGCAAAUAGGCAA